AUGGCCCAACCUAAUCACCCCGACAUCGCCAAUAAGCCCGCCAAGGGUAUCUCCUACUACACCCCGGCCCAAGUGCCUCCGGCCGGAUCUGCCGCGAUCCCGCAAUCGGAUGGAUCACAGCCUCCCAAGCUCUUCCAGCCCAUGAAGGUGCGGGGCUUAACCUUCCAGAACCGAAUCGGGCUCUCCCCGCUCUGCCAGUACAGCGCCGACGAUGGACACAUGACGGACUGGCACAUGGCGCAUCUGGGCGGCAUUGCCCAGCGUGGGGCCGGGUUCAUCAUGGUCGAAGCAACCGCCGUGCAACCGGAGGGCCGCAUCACCCCGCAAGACCACGGCCUGUGGAAGGACUCGCAGAUCGAACCGCUCCGUCGCGUCGUCGAAUUCGUGCACAGCCAGAACCAGCAUAUCGGCAUCCAGCUGGCGCACGCCGGCCGCAAAGCGAGCACUGUCGCGCCCUGGUUAAGCUCGGGCGAUAUGGCGACCGCCGCGGUGGGCGGAUGGCCGGACAAGGUCUAUGGUCCGACCAACGUGCCCUUCACCGAUCGGUUCCCGACCCCGAAGGCCAUGACUAAAUCCGAUAUUGAGGAUUUCAAGCGGGACUACGUGGCCGCGCUGAAGCGUGCCAUCAAGGCCGGGGUGGACUUUGUGGAAAUCCACAAUGCGCACGGAUACCUGCUCAUGAGCUUCAUUUCUCCUGCUACGAAUAAUCGCACCGAUGAGUACGGCGGCAGCUUUGAGAAUCGCACUCGUCUGUCCAUGGAGAUUGCCAAGCUGACCCGUGAGAACGUGCCCAAGGAUAUGCCCGUGUUUCUGCGUGUCUCGGCGACCGACUGGCUGGAGGAGGUGAUGCCCAACGAACCCAGCUGGCGUGUGGAGGAUACUGUUCGCUUCGCGCAGGCACUGGCUGAGAGCGGGAAUAUCGAUGUGCUGGAUAUCAGCAGUGGCGGCAACCACCAGGCGCAGCACAUCCAUGCCAAGGCGGGCUUCCAGGCUCCUUUUGCCGUGGAGGUCAAGAAGGCUGUUGGGGAUCGCAUCCAGGUUGGUAGCGUCGGGAUGAUCAGCAAUGCUUCUCUGGCCAAUUCUCUGUUGGAGAACAACGGGCUGGAUUUCGUGCUUGUCGGUCGUGGGUUCCAGAAGAACCCGGGACUGGUCUGGACCUGGGCCGAAGAAUUGGAUGUGGAAAUCUCCAUGGCCAACCAGAUCCGGUGGGGAUUCUCGAGUCGGGGAGGUGGUGUGUAUCUGAAGAAAUCGGCAGGAUAA
Messenger RNA from Penicillium lagena, 1260 nucleotides. Its product is annotated as NADH:flavin oxidoreductase/NADH oxidase. Gene Ontology annotation, cellular component: intracellular anatomical structure. Gene Ontology annotation, molecular function: FMN binding; NADP binding; NADPH dehydrogenase activity. The transcript has 2 exons. Lineage: Eukaryota; Fungi; Ascomycota; Eurotiomycetes; Eurotiales; Aspergillaceae. The record is from RefSeq and is a predicted model, not a curated record. The coding region runs from base 1 to 1260 and encodes 419 amino acids.